UACUGUGUGAAUAUAGGACGAGCAGAGUCCCGCAGGCAGCUCUGAAAGGCUACUGGGAGCAUCAAGGCUGCAAACGCUGGAUUGGGAAGUCGCAACUGUGAUUCUGCAUCAUGAAUACUCUGUCUGAAGGAAAAGGCACCUUUGCCAUCCAUCUUUUGAAGAUGCUAUGUCAAAGCAACCCUUCCAAAAAUGUAUGUUAUUCUCCUGUGAGCAUCUCCUCUGCUCUAGCUAUGGUCCUCUUGGGUGCAAAGGGACAGACGGCAAUCCAGAUAUCUCAGGCACUUGGUUUGAAUAAAGAGGAAAACAUCCAUCAGGGUUUCCAGCGGCUUCUCAGGGAGCUGAACAAGCCAGAAAGAAAGUACUCUCUUAGCAUGGCCAACAGGCUCUUUGCAGACAAAACUUGUGAAGUCCUCCCAACCUAUACGGAGUCCUCUCUUCACUUCUAUGACUCAGAGAUGGAGCAGCUCUCCCUUGCUGAAGAAGCAGAGGAGUCCAGGCAACACAUAAACACAUGGAUCUCCAAACAGACUAAAGGUAAAAUUCCAGAGUUGUUGUCAGUUGGCUCCAUCAAUUCAGAGACCAGGCUGGUUCUUGUCAAUGCCUUAUAUUUCAAAGGAAAGUGGCAUCAACCAUUUAACAAAGAGUACACAAUGGACAUGCCCUUUAAAAUAAACAAGGAUGAGAAAAGGCCAGUGCAGAUGAUGUGUCGUGAAGACACAUAUAACCUCGCCUAUGUGAAGGAGGUGCAGGCACAAGUGCUGGUGAUGCCAUAUGAAGGAAUGGAGCUGAGUUUCGUGGUCCUGCUCCCAGAUGAGGGUGUGGACCUCAGCAAGGUGGAAAACAAUCUCACUUUUGAGAAGUUAACAGCCUGGACCGAAGCAGACUUUAUGAAGAGCACCGAUGUUGAGGUUUUCCUUCCAAAAUUUAAGCUCCAAGAGGAUUAUGACAUGGAGUCUCUGUUUCAGCGCUUGGGAGUGGUGGAUGUCUUCCAAGAGGACAAGGCUGACUUAUCAGGAAUGUCUCCAGAAAGAAAUCUGUGUGUGUCCAAGUUUGCUCACCAGAGUGUAGUGGAGAUCAAUGAGGAAGGCACGGAGGCUGCAGCAGCCUCUGCCAUCAUAGAAUUUUGCUGCGCCUCUUCUGUCCCAACAUUCUGUGCUGACCACCCCUUCCUUUUCUUCAUCAGGCACAACAAAACAAACAGCAUCCUCUUCUGUGGCAGGUUCUCGUCUCCAUAAAGACACAUGUACUACACGGGGCGAGUUCUCUCCUCAGUAUCCCUACCACUCCUACAGCUCUGUCAGGAUGGGCAAGUAGGGGGAAGUCAUGUUCUAAGAUGAAGACGCUUCCUUCUUCUCAGCCUGAUCUUAUAAUGCCUGCAUUCAGCUCUCCCUGUCUUGAAUGCAUCUGUACCCUUUGCCAGGUUAUGUCUAAUGAUGCCAUAUACCUUCUGCUAUGCUACCGAUUGAUAGCCUAACCAGUAAUGUAUAGCCGGUUAGAACUGACUUCACUGUGCAAGAAUGCUAUAAUGGAGCUGGAGAGAAGGCACAGACUCUAGGAAAGGUUGCUGCUUUUGCAGAGGACACAGGGACAUUUCCCACCACUCACAUGGCUGCUUACAACCUCUGGAAAUGCCAGUUCCUAUCCAUGACUUGAUUCCUUUCUUUGGCUUCUACUGGCUCCAGCAUCCUGCAUAUGCACGUAUCCUCUUUCAGUUAUGCACAAACAAGUAAAAAUUUAAAAAAAUAAGUAAACAUUUAAAGAGAGAGUGUAAAAUUUCAUUAAUGGUUAGAUAAUAGCUGCUAUUGUGUCUUUUUCAGGUUUUAAUGCCAUUAUUCUUAUGUAUAGAGUCAACAAUUUAUAGGAAAACAUCAGUGCCAUGCUGUGAUCUUAUCCUCACCCCCUUUCAAACACAUUGUUUAACCAUCAAGCAGUGGCUCUCCACUCUUCCUCCCUCUGUCUUUAUAACCACCAACCUUCUCUCUGUCUCUGUAGCUUUAUCUAUUUUGGACAUUUUAUAUAGACUGCCUCUUUGCUUUCUUGAUAAUGUCCUUUGAUAUACACAUAUUGCUUUUUUUCCCAAUGACAUUCUUCUUAUUUAUUACUGUUCUGAUCAUGAGGUAUCCGUGCUGCAGCUAAGAAUCUUACUACUAAAGUCAAGUGCAGAAAUGACUGCCCCUAUGUUUUCCUCCAAGGCUUUCAUGGAUUAUGACUUAUAUAUUUAGGUCACUGUUCCAGUUUAAAUUAAAUUCCAUAUGUGGAAUGGUUUAGGA
Molecule: messenger RNA, 2270 nt
Organism: Mus pahari (shrew mouse)
Lineage: Eukaryota; Metazoa; Chordata; Mammalia; Rodentia; Muridae
Product: serpin B9-like
Exons: 7
Coding region: 111-1235 (374 amino acids)
Biological process (GO): negative regulation of endopeptidase activity
Cellular component (GO): cytoplasm
Molecular function (GO): serine-type endopeptidase inhibitor activity
Source: RefSeq, a predicted model, not a curated record